Anopheles stephensi (Asian malaria mosquito) is the source of this 1000-nucleotide messenger RNA. RefSeq names its product glutathione S-transferase 1-1-like. NCBI's taxonomy places the organism in Eukaryota, Metazoa, Arthropoda, Insecta, Diptera, Culicidae. Gene Ontology annotation, molecular function: glutathione transferase activity. Bases 119 to 787 code for a protein of 222 amino acids. Gene Ontology annotation, biological process: glutathione metabolic process. The record is from RefSeq and is a predicted model, not a curated record. The transcript is spliced from 3 exons.
ACCGCCAACCAAGCAGUGUGUUCAGGCUUGUGCCAACAGUACGACGUCUAGACGCUGUGAUUGGGAAGGAUAGUGGUUAAGGUUCGGGUCUAGGUUCGGAUCAUUUCAAACAGUCAUCAUGCCUACCCCUACGCUGUAUUACUUCCCGAUGAGCCCACCGGCUCGUUCGGUGUUGCUUUUGAUUAGGGAGCUUGAGCUGCCCAUGAAUCUGAAGGUGGUUAACCCAAUGGCCGGCGAAACGCGUACCGAAGAGUUCAUGCGCAUGAACCCGCAGCAUACGAUUCCGACGCUGGAUGAUAAUGGCUUCUAUCUGGCCGAAUCACGUGCCAUUCUGUCGUAUCUGAUCGAUGCAUACCGUCCGGGGCAUACACUCUACCCAAACAUCCCCAAGGAAAAGGCCCUUAUCAAUCGGGUGCUGCAUCACGAUCUUGGCUCGUUCUAUCCGAAGUUUUUCGGCACUAUUGGUGCAUUGUUUUCGGGCACGGCUACGGAAAUUUCGGAAGAGAUGAAAACCAACGCCCAGAAAUCGUUGACCGAUCUGGAGAACUACCUGGUCCGGAAUGAUUACUUUGCGGGGGAAAAUCCCACCAUCGCGGACCUAUCGCUGCUACCAACGAUUGCUUCGGCUGUGCACUGUGGGCUAGAUUUGACUAACUACAAACGGUUAAAUACUUGGUACGAAAGCUGCAAAAGCUUGAAGGGCUUCCAGGAAGAUCAGGAAGCGGCCCGGCAGGUUGGCGAGUAUCUGCGCUCCAAAUUUCCGGCCGGCUUGGAACCAUUAAACUAGUGUCACCGGUCGAAAAAAAAACCUGGACUUAAACCAAGAUGUCGCAAAGUGUGCAAGAUAAUGAACCAAUAUCGGUCCAGCUCGAUGACGUCUUGUUGCGGCGAUGAAAGGGAAGAUAAGAGGCAGGUGUUGUUAAAGAUUUACUAGGGCAUGUGUGUUACUUACUGGUUGGAGUUGGUAUUAAUAAAGGUGUGUGUUUUGUGGUAGUUGUGA